AUUUAACACGAAUAUCAUUAUUCAUUCUCUCCUUUUCGUUUUUUUUUUUUUUGGUGUUGCUGCUGUACGUCCUCUUCUAUAACCAUAGUCAACACCACCAAAUCUUUGAACUUUAAGCAUUGUUACGGGCUCGAUUACUGCUGCGGUUACUGUGGUCACGUCCUUAGUAGCUCCUUCGACUCCCUUUAUAGCAGGUCUUCAAAGUUGUUACUGAAAGACGGCUGAGAGGAAUUUGUGGAAGCAUCAGCUCUUGUCGUGUUAGGGUUUGAUAUUUGACACUCACAGGCAGAAUUGUUCGGCAUUAUACGUGGCUCAUUUUAUAACACGUUAAUUUAUUAACAGUUCCAUUUUGGGGAAAAUUUUUGAAAUCUCUAUUACCGGAACGAAUCUUGAUAGUUUCCUGACGACAAUUGAGUAUUUCUUUGAACAACCGUUCAUUUAAUUAGACGACAAUUUAUUGUCUCUAAAUACGUCUACUCGUAUACUGCCUACAAUCUUAAAAGUAAAAGUAAUCGCCAUACGGUCUUUAUUCGUCUUUCUUUUGCUUCUAGUUUUUGAGACUUAUAUUCCCUAGCUUCUUUUUACAAUCAGCAUGGCAGAAGAAAAUACAUGGGGCGACGAUGUUGACAAUCUUUGGGGUGAAGACGAAGAUGAAAAUGACAGUUUUGGCACAUCAAGCUUUCACAUGGAAGAAGUCGUGUAUGAUAACGUAAAAAAGACUGUACAGACGAAACAAUAUAAGCCUUUAAAAAGGAAAGCGGAAAAGCGACCCCUAAAGGCAACUCCUGAAACAGUCGACGUUGACGUUGAUAUACCUAUUCCGGAUGAGAUUACGGAGGACGAGUUGAAUGCAGAGGAAAACGGAAAAGACGAUAAGGAGAGUGAUGUUUUAAAACUUUGGAAAAGGUCCGAGAAAAACACGAUGCCUGAAGUUGCCCAAUUUCAAGAAGUUUUUGAUGACGUGCCAGACGAAGACACUGUCAAUAAGCUGCGCGGUGCUUUUCGUAAAGAUUCUCUUAAAGCACAGGAUCAACAAAAAUCAACACUGAAAACUGCCUCUGUUCCUACAGUUACAAUUACGGCAAAACCCCGGACUCAAAUGCGCAAGACCUCUUAUGGCUCGCCGUUAUCCUCUUCAACGACUACAAAUUCUUCGAGAUCUUCUUUCAGAGAAAAAAUUGACAUCUCAAAUGAACAACAACCUGUGGCACUCGCCGAGAACGAGCAAAACUCGCCUUGGCGGUUUUUACCUCCAGUUCCUACCGAGAAAGAGCUGACUACUGAUAGUCCGGAGCUACUGGAAAAUGAUGUUUAUUCACCUUACCUGUCAUUUGAGCACUAUUUGACAACUCACUACCUCCUGUUGCGUGAUGAUGCAUUAUCUCCUCUGCGUAACUGUGUGCUUCGAUAUAAAGAGAAUCCCAGCCAAUGCCGGUCGGACCCAGAGUUUCUUGCGGGUACGAACUUGGCUGUUUAUGACCACGUUCACAUUUGUGGAUACACACUUUCUCGAGGAUUUGUUGCCACUAAACUGAAAUUCACAGUUUGUUCCUCAAAGCGCGUGAAAUGGAAAAAUUCCCGUCGACUUCUUGCAGGUUCUUUAGUAUUGCUGAGUGAUAAUGACUUUAAAACAUUCCGUGUUGGUACUGUUGCUGCAAGACCUCUUUCGGGACUGGAAAAGUAUCCGUACGAAGUUGAUGUUAAAUUUGAUGACCUGCUGUUACCGCUUGACAGUCGCAAAGAAUAUGUGAUGAUCGAAUCGUUGACGGGUUAUUGGGAAGCUUACAAGCACGUACUCACUUCACUCCAACGACUGCAUGAAAGGAGAUUCCCAUUCAAAGACUACCUUGUUCAUUGCAGCAAGGAAAAAGAAGUUGUCCGUCGUGUUCAGGCUAAUCCAAUGAUUAACGUGCGCUCUAUUCUUCAAAACAAUGAAUCAGUUGCCGUAAAUAUCCUUGAUCGUUUGCCCGAAGAAGAGGAGUACAUGCUAGAUGAGUCCCAGCUUAAAGCAUACCAAAGUAUUUUGACGAACAAACUAACGUUGGUGCAAGGCCCUCCAGGAACCGGUAAAACAUUUGUCGCAUUAAAGGCUAUCCAGACAUUGCUUGACUCUGCUGACAGAAUGCUGUAUCCCAUUAUCAUCGCCUGUCAAACCAAUCAUGCUGUAGAUCAGCUUCUCAUGAACUUAAUGGACAAUGGUGCGAAUGUUAUUCGGCUAGGCGCACGUACAAAAGAACCUAGAAUCAGGGAAGUUAUGCUUAGCAAUUUGAACCGUGCUUCUAAAAAGGCAAACUGGAAACCAUUCAAAGAAAUUAACAACAAGCGGGUGGCAUUGAAAAAGCGGAUGAGAAACUUAUGUCAGCCCUUUAAGGAUACGGAGUUUGUUGAGCUAAACUAUAUGCGUCAACGCAAAAUUAUUUCUGAAACUCAGUACCGUUCUUUAGUGAAAAACACGGAUUGGUUAACAACCGACAUGGAUACAGAUGAACAAUCUGAGGCAGAGUUACUCAAAAUUUGGCUCGGCGAAAGCAAAAUGCAUGUGGUCAAUGCCACGGAACUAUUGGAUGGAGUGGAGCAGGAGCAUGUAAUUGAAGAAGAAAUGUUAGAGGAAAUACAAAAGGAAGUGGCUGAUGAAUUGGAUUAUGACGAAGAACUGCAAGGAGAGUAUAUUGACCUUUCAAAGGAAUUUGUUCUUCAUUUAGACAUUAGUGUCACUGAUAGGGAGUUGGAGAACUACCUGUCUUUGGACAACGUUUGGGACAUUCCCGAACACAUUCGGGGUGUUGUGUACAAUCACUGGCUUCAAGCAGCAUUUGCCGAUGCUGAGGAAGAACUCUAUGAAUUGAAUGCAGCGUACGCUCGUCUUGAUCGUCGAGACCGUUCACUCGUUGCCGAGAAAAAAGCACAUUUGCUUCACAGUGCCAACGUGGUUGGCAUGACUACUACAGGUUUAAACAAGUAUAGGAAUAUUCUUGAGGCUCUUCAUCCUAAAAUCUGCUUCGUGGAAGAAGCAGCCAAUGUUUUAGAGGGACCCGUUAUCCCAGCAGUGUUCCCAACGCUUGAGCAACUAGUGCUUAUUGGUGAUCACAAGCAAUUGCGACCUAUUUGCUCCACCUUUGCGCUUUCGAAGGCACCUUACAACCUGACAAUUUCAAUGUUCGAGCGUCUUGUGGAAAACGAUUUCCCCCUAAGUGUGUUGAGCGUGCAGCGUCGUAUGCAUCCUUCCAUCAGCAGGCUGCUAGAAGAUGUAUACCCGGCAUUGCGAAACCACAAAACUGUCACUCAUCGGUCAGCCGUUCCCGGUAUGGGCGACUAUCGAGUGUACUUUUUGAAUCAUGAGCACGUAGAAGAUGUGGCUCAAGAUACUUCCAAAUGCAACAAUUACGAAGCCGAAUUUCUAGUUUCGUUAGCAAUGUACUUAGUCAAAAAUGGAACCAGGCCCGAACGGAUUACGAUUCUGACCUUCUAUGCAGCCCAACGGACGUUGAUGGAACAGCUACUGCACAGAAAUGCGAAAAGCGAUUCAGAUAUCACGUCCAUAAAAAUAACCACCGUGGAUGGAUACCAGGGUGAAGAGAACGAUGUCAUUCUUCUUUCCCUUGUUCGUUUCAACAAAGAAGGCAAGACUGGUUUCUUGAACUCUGAUCAUCGUGUUUGUGUGUCUUUGUCUCGUGCAAGAUGUGGACUAUACAUUGUUGGCAAUGCUUAUACAGCAGCUGAUGCAAGCAAUACAAUGUGGCAUGCUAUUAGCAAGUUGGACAAUGAAGAUACACCUUUCAUUGGAGAUACCAUUCCGCUAAUGCCACUUGGAAAAGAAGAGCCUAUUCAUGUGAAGGAUGCCAUUGACGUUCAAAAGCUCCUUCUUGAACUUGAUGUAAAUGAUACAAACGAGUAAAAGAGAGAGAGACAGAGAGGGUCUUGUGAAAAAGACACCGCUUUUCUUUUUUGACCGUACGAAUAAAAGGUUGGAUAUAGCAUAGAAAGUCGUUCCACACCCAUUCUUUAUGUUUAUCUCUCAUUCAUGAACUAUAUACCAUUCAGUGCAUUUUACCAAUGCUAAAAAAAUAAUUAAUUUUUGUUCUAUAAAAGAAUAAAGAAAGGUGUGUCUAUCCAAA
Schizosaccharomyces japonicus yFS275 is the source of this 4115-nucleotide messenger RNA. RefSeq names its product helicase Required for RNAi-mediated heterochromatin assembly Hrr1. Gene Ontology annotation, cellular component: chromosome; RNA-directed RNA polymerase complex; mating-type region heterochromatin. The transcript has 3 exons. Gene Ontology annotation, biological process: siRNA-mediated pericentric heterochromatin formation. Lineage: Eukaryota; Fungi; Ascomycota; Schizosaccharomycetes; Schizosaccharomycetales; Schizosaccharomycetaceae. Bases 593 to 3895 code for a protein of 1100 amino acids. Gene Ontology annotation, molecular function: lncRNA binding; hydrolase activity; nucleotide binding. The record is from RefSeq and is a predicted model, not a curated record.